AUGAAUGAGUACAUGCUGUUUUCGUGGCUGGCUCACAUGCAUGCAUUUUGCUCGGCAGAGGGGCCAGUGGUCAUUGCCUCUUCUUUCUCGCCGCGACCAAAGCAUAACGGCGUGGCUCUGUGGAGGAAAGAGGUCAACAGUGCCAUGCGCCCCCACGAGCGCAGCUUUAUGACUGUGUUCAAGCGUCGCCUUCUCAGCAUCUUACUGUCCAAAGCGAGCAAACCUGGCAGUGGGGGCAAGAUCAGUACAAUGAGCAGUAUGUUUGAUUGGCCACUUGACCCCCCAAUAUGCUGGGAGCGCAUGUCCCUGCCUCUCCCCAUCGACGUUGUCUACACCUGGGUCAAUGGUUCUGACCCCAAGCUUGUCAACGAUCUAAAUGCUCUCAAGUUGCGACUCGAGCAAGCUCGUGUCAGGGUUGGCUGCCUGCCUUUCAGUGCUUCAUCAAACUGCUCGGUCGAGCUCACACGCCUCAUCCAUCAUUCAAACCUAGCACCCGCCAACACAACCACUGGCCCUCCCACCACUACUGUGCCACCCAUCAAUAUCACAACCUAUCGGAUGCUGGAUCCACACAGUCUCGUUUUGAGCGGUCUGCAUCGGACCCAGAUUCGCAUUGCCUAUCGUGAGGCGGCCGUGCGCGAUGCCAUUUUCCAGACCUGUGGCAACUUUUCCAGUCUUCAGCUAGACUACCUGGAGGUGGCGGGCAUUGUGACCUUUUCCGAAGCCCACCAAGCACAUGCGUGCAUGCUCAAACGUGUAUUUGUGCCUCAUCCGGUCCAGUCCACCCCAGUUCCCAACGCCUCCACAGUUCCAGCAACACAAGCGUCUGAUACAUCGACACACUCGCACACUCACCGUCGGGGCCUGGUCACUCGCGACCACGAGGAUCACAAGGAUGGGCGAGCGGGCAUAUACCUAAGCUUCUCCAAAGCCUUCUUUGUUGGUGAUGCCACCCUAGACGGCAUUGUGGAGGCCCCGCCCGAGUUUGGUAUUGUGCCAACAGCCGAAGACAUCUGGUCCCAACGCAUGCGGCAAGAGCAGGCGUCUACCGUGCCGCCGGCCAUGGAUGCUCCAGUCGCGCCAGACCAGCCCGAAGGUGAUAGCAAGGGCACCGAUGCGGCCCUUCAAAAUGGUACAACGUUUCCACCACCCUCCACCACCCUGAGCCCCGAGGCACUGGCUCACGAGUAUUCUCUUAGCGUGGCCUUUACGCCUUACACCAGUGCCAUGCUUGGCCAUAUUCCCGCCGGUUUGGGCAAACAGCAGCUCUUGCUGUUACUGGAAGAGCAGUUUGGCGAAGUGGUAGACCUAACCGUACCAGGCCACGUUGAGGAUGCCAGUCGUGUGGCUUUGGUUACCUUUGCCAAGCGUUGGUCCCUCAUUGAUGCACUGGACGCCAAUACCCUGCAUAUUCACCGUACUGAGUUGGACGAAUGGGAAGGUGGCCGAGUGAUGCAGCGCACAUGGAGCGAGGUUCGCAAUGAGGUGCGCCUUCGCGAGCAACGCGAGCUCAUUGCUGCGCGAGAGGCGUACGAAGCCCAGUGGGCUGAGUAUGUGCACAAUCACACGAUUCAGUACAUUUCAAACUCCAGUGUCAACGGGACCGUGAAAGAGACUGCUCCCAAUGCCACGGUGGCUCCUUCAGAUGCUACGGCACAGCACAAUCCGGUGGAUAUAUUGGGCAACUUCACCCCGCCUCCGACGCUUUCACCUCUGGACUGGGAGCUGCUCGAAAACGAAACGCUGGCGGCUGCCUCUUUCAAUGCAAGCUUGAACCAUGACAUUGCCAUUCUUCCCCUGGUGCGGAUUGGCUGGGUCCCCGAGCUACCCCUGAGCGAGUUUGAGGACAUUUUGACCGGCAAAGGGAGCAAGCAUCAACAGGGAGCCAAGAAACUUGAGGACGUGGACGAGGCCACCUCGGCGAGCCGCUUCCAGGACAACCAGGAACUGCGCUACUCUCUGCGCUCCAUUGAGCAACACGCCCCCUGGGUGCGGCGUAUUUACAUUGUGACCAACGGGCAGAUCCCAUCGUGGCUCAAUCUGGCAAACCCACGCCUUCAGGUCGUACCACACGCCGACAUUUUCGUCAACAAGUCGUGGCUUCCAACGUUUUCCUCGCCCUCCAUCGAGACACACUUGCAUCGCAUUCCGGGCCUGUCCAAAAAGUUUAUCUACUUUAAUGAUGAUGUGUUUUUCGGUCUGGAUGUCUGGCCCGAUGACUUUUUCACUCAUUCGCGGGGCCAGAAGGUGGUCCUGGCUUGGCCCGUACCCAACUGUGCCGACGCCUGCCCAUCCAACUGGCUUGGCGACAAGUUUUGCGACAUGGCUUGCAAUACAAGUGAUUGCGGCUACGACGCGGGAGACUGCUUGGGCGCCAACGCGCAGAUGCGUGGUGGCUAUAACAGUUGGAAUAGCAACAACAACAACGGUGCUUCCAGCAAUGCCGCUCGCUUAGCCACCUGUGCCACCGGCUGCAACGAUAACUGGCUUGGAGAUCGCUACUGCGAUCGUGCUUGCAAUGUUCCCGAAUGUGGUUUUGACGGCGGCGACUGUGGCAUACCCAAGGUGCGGGCUCAAUUACCUGCCCUUUUUUGGAACCUCUCUGCUCUCGAAAUGCCUUUUACUACCACCACCACUGCGGCGCCGACCACGACCUGGAAUCCCAACAGCACCGGGUUUGGGCUGGACGAUGACGCCUACUACGAUGACCCGUACGAGGAGCCCGAUGCUCAACUCGAUGGUGAUCUUUUGGAUGAGCUAGCAUACGCUGAUCUCGGGAAUGUGACGCGGAUCGGUCCCGUUCUUAACGCAUCAGCCAACGGUACUGCUGGCGAGCACGAUGCUCGCUGGAUGCCCGUCUUGGAUCAAAGUGUGCUGGAGGUGGGCAAUGCAAGGCCUCGUGCCGUAUACGUGGAGCUGGGUGACCUGUUUCACAACGGAACGCUGACCGAUGGCGACUACGACGACAACGAUGCCAUUGCAGGCAUGGUGAUCAACAAGGUGGACAUGGUUUUGAUCAUUGUCAUUCGCGAAAAUGCCAACAAAACUUUGGUGGGCGUGACCAUUUCUGGCGAAUACUUUGAUGAGAUGCUGAACGAAACGAUCAAGGUGACACAUCGGGCAGCCAUCCGCGUGUGCACCAAUCCAAUUCCGGUGGUGACGACUGAAGCGGCUCUGCGAAAUGUUUUUGAUCAGUUGCUCGAGCCGGCCGCCAAUCAAACUCUGUUGGAGGGUGAUUAUGACUUGUAUCCCAUCAACGCGUCUGCACUCGCGGCCAAUGCCAUGCGCUUGACACACGAUACAAUCAACCACUGGGAACUCGACAACGCAACAGCGACAUUGCCACCCACACCACGCCCCAAGAGUGAGAAUCAUACAAUUCCCAAGUUGCCAUCAGGCUGGCGCCUGCCAGCGGAGGCACGUCUACAAGCAGAGGCCCUGCGCAACGAGUUUGAGCUUGGUGAUUUGACGGCCAAGGGAUAUGCAAAGUACAUGUAUAUGUUGCUUGAGCCAUUUGCAAAUGGCAGCCGUCCUUUGGAACCAGCACCCGUGACCACGCCCAGCCCCGUCAAUGGCAGCGUCGUCAAUGGCAGCUUCAUCAACGCAACCAAUUCAAGUGCAGCAGCGGCGGCCCAGCAGCUCAAUGCCUUGCUCCAUGCCCUCACGACUGCGGCACCCAAUGGCUCAACAACAGAAGCUUUGCCACUUAAAAGCGCACAGGUCAACGCCCCCAAUUUACCGAGUGCAAAUAGCGCAGCAAGGGCACCCAGCGCUCCGAGUGCACCAAGUGCACCCAGUGCCCCAAGGGCCCCAAGUGCCCCAAGUGCCCCAAGUGCCCCAAGUGCACCUAAUGCACCCAGCGCUCCGAGUGCUCCAAGUGCACCUAGUGCUCCAAGCGCUCCAAGUGCUCCAAGUGCUCCGGCUCGGCGGCGUUUGUUGGGUCAGGUUGAGCGGCUUGCUCCACCUCUACUUGAGUUCGUGGCUCGCUUGCAGCUCAUGGACCAGCAGCCAGCCGAGGCAGAUGCCCAGACAGAUAACAAUCAGUAUGAGGGCGCGCCGGGCUUGGGUGCUUGGACCCAGAUCAAUGGCGCUCGUGUGCCCCUCGAGCAGCUACAGCUGGCAGAAGACAUCCGUCGGGCCAAGGACAAGGAGUUGAGCUUGGAGCAGGACAUGAAUGCCAGCAUCGCUGCUUGGGAAGAGCAGACGGGCUUGUCGUGGGCAGAGCUCCGAGCGGAUCCGGUUGCCCUGGCCGAUUACAAGGCUCGAAGCUCAGCACCAGCCGGCUUUGCAUGGGAGCGCCAAGGAUAUUUUGCCGAUGUGAUGGAUGUAGUUGAGACCCAGCAUGAAGAAACCGAUGGCAGCCUGGCACAUGGCAUGCUGCGUGGGCUGAAAGAUACGUUUGGAGACUCUCUCAAGUUUGUGAAUCGCCUGUAUAACCAGAAGUACGGACCGACGGCCCGAAAGGUGAUAGCGCACAUGCCGCAUUUUCUUGAUCGCGAUAUUCUGAACGACCUCGCCCAUGAGUUUGCAGCCGAGUGGAAUGCAACCUCUUCGCAUCAGCUACGCUCGUCGCGCGACAUGCAGUACGCCUUUUCCUACUAUUACUAUCUCAUUUCGCAGCGGGAGGAUUUCGAUCCGCGAAAGGAAUUCGAAAAGCUUGACCGCGACAAAGAUGGGUUGUUGGGCGUGCAUGAGCUGCGCACUCUCAUCAUCCAGCUUUACGACCUACCCACGUCCUUGCACCACUGGGAGGAGUUUGAAAACAUGUUGCUCAACUGUUCAGACUUCCAGGAACCCAUGGACCGCUUGGGCGUAGCGGUUGGGCCCGAUGCCAUUGAGGUGUGGGUCACACCGGAGCUAUUUGGCAAUUGCACCCCUCUGAUCGAGGUGUACAACAAGACUGUUGGGGAGCGGCGCAAGUAUCGGCACGAGACCGAGAACGAUGACGUGAAUGUAGCCUUUAAGAUGAUCCACGAGAAUGUGACAUCGGCUUUGCGGCAACUUGACGCCAUUCGUAAGCGUCCACAAAAAUUUGUGUGCCUUAACGAUAACAUUGACCAUCGUCAGCCCGAGGCGCAGGAGGUGGUUCAAGCCAUUCAGGACUUUCUUGUGGCCAUGUAUCCCAACCCGAGCCAGUUUGAGUUGCCCCCGGGCUUUGUCAACCGAUUCCUGUAUAUGGACGAGUUGCGGGCCUACAAGGCUGCGCAAGCCAAGUAUAUCCACUGGCUGCGCUAUGUGGUGGUUGGCCUGGCGCUGGUGCUUCUGUGGCUCUGUCUUGGCUCUCGGGUCAUGACCUGGUGCCAGGGCAGCGCUGAUAGUCUUGCUGAAGAGGCCGCGUGGGCCAAGAGCCAAUAA
Molecule: messenger RNA, 5355 nt
Organism: Monosiga brevicollis MX1
Lineage: Eukaryota; Choanoflagellata; Craspedida; Salpingoecidae
Exons: 24
Coding region: 1-5355 (1784 amino acids)
Biological process (GO): N-glycan processing to lysosome; carbohydrate phosphorylation
Cellular component (GO): Golgi apparatus
Molecular function (GO): calcium ion binding; UDP-N-acetylglucosamine-lysosomal-enzyme N-acetylglucosaminephosphotransferase activity
Source: RefSeq, a predicted model, not a curated record